This is a messenger RNA of Aptenodytes forsteri (emperor penguin), 438 nucleotides long. Its product is annotated as LETM1 domain-containing protein 1-like. The transcript is spliced from 5 exons. The record is from RefSeq and is a predicted model, not a curated record. The annotation marks the transcript as partial. NCBI's taxonomy places the organism in Eukaryota, Metazoa, Chordata, Aves, Sphenisciformes, Spheniscidae.
AUGGCGUUCCCACUUCGCUCGCUCUCGCUCUCUCGGCGGUUUCUGGGAGCAGACAGCCCGGGAUCCCCGCUGGUCCGAAACCCGCCGAGGCAGAGCGAUAACCCCGGGUCCCCGGUGCGCUGCCUCUCCGCGAAAGCCGGCUCCAGGUCCGUCCUCGCCGCCCUGGCGUCGAAAGCGAAGCGCAUCAACGGGAGGUACGAGAGGUUUUUGGAAAGGACCUUCCCCCGUUUCUACGUGCUGCACGCGACUUUCACGAAAGGGAUCCAAGCGCUCUUCCUGGAAGUAAAAGAAAUAAGAAAAAUCAAAUCUAAAAUGUCCUGCCAGAGACUGAGCGCUCAGCAGCUUCCCUACCGGGAGAUGGAGAGGCUGCGGCAGGCAGUUUCGCAGGGACGUGAUCAAGGCCAUUCCCAUCGGAGUUAUUGCCAUCCCGCCCUUCGC